AUGUUUAAUAGCUAAAUAUUUUUGUUUUCUUCCUAUUUAUAUUAACUACUUUUUAUUCUCUGAGAUAUAAGUUAGAGUUAAGAGUGUAGGUAUAGAGUUAGUGUUAGUUAUAAGAGUGUAGGUAUAGACGUAAAGAAAUCAAUUUUUGACGUUUGUUGGACUUAAAAUUCACACAUUUUUCAGAAUUUGUUUCACUCAGGUUAUUUGUUUUAAUACUCGUAACUUUCCUGAUGAGUACUAACGCAGAAGUUGACAAGAACUGUAUAGUUCGUAGACAUGAUGACUCUGAUGUUCACAUUUACUGCUAUCCACAACAAAUGCAGCUCGAUGGAGGGGAAAUACCUCUAGCUGGUGAUGUGACAGCUGAUAAAAUAUGUCUACAUCUGAUAGAAGUUGAAGGGAAGAUUGUGGAGACCUCUUUUUCCAACUUGAAAGAAGUCACUCACAUUGUGUUAUUUGGCUGUAAUUUGACUGAAGCCAUUUUUCCAGAACUUCCGAAAAUCUACUACUUAGAAAUGAUUCGAACAAUCUUACCAACUAUAACAAAAGAAACCUUUAAAAAUUUAAAAGGCAUAAAAAGAAUGGAGAUUGAUGAAAAUGAGGCUGAAAUCCAAGAUGGUGCCUUUGAUGGAUUGGAAAAUCUUGAGUUUCUAACAUUCUUUAAGCAAAACAUAAAUUUUUCGAAAGAUUUCUUGAAGGGUUUAAAUAAUCUUAAAGAACUCAGCAUGGAGUAUGCUGGAAUAGAGACUGUUCCGGAAGAUUCUUUUAAGGAGACUCCAGAACUAAAAAUCUUAAAUCUAGAUGGAAACUCCAUCGAAUAUCUAGCACCUGGGACGCUGGAACCUCUACAGAACCUAGAAGAAUUUUAUGUCACGUUGACAAAUUUAAAAAGCUUCGAUAUAAACUUAUUAAAAGAGCAAAAAAAUCUUAAAGCUUUAGGAAUUCCAGUGAGGACUCUAAAGAGUGUCAAUUUUAAGAAACUGUUUGAGUUGUGUCCAAAAUUGGGCACUAUACGGUUUAUGAGCAACGACGUUGAAUGCCCUGAAGUAAAAGAUCUUGAGGAGCAGUUUAAAAAAGAUAAUAUACAGAUUACAUUGACUUAUAUAUGUACUACCGACUUAAAAACUUGUUAAGGUAUAUAUUGAAUAAUUUUGGAAAAUAAACAUUUAUGUGUAACGAAA
Messenger RNA from Diabrotica virgifera virgifera (western corn rootworm), 1181 nucleotides. RefSeq names its product leucine-rich repeat-containing protein 15-like. The coding region runs from base 231 to 1133 and encodes 300 amino acids. Gene Ontology annotation, cellular component: extracellular matrix. Gene Ontology annotation, molecular function: protein binding. The record is from RefSeq and is a predicted model, not a curated record. The transcript has 4 exons. NCBI's taxonomy places the organism in Eukaryota, Metazoa, Arthropoda, Insecta, Coleoptera, Chrysomelidae.